Molecule: messenger RNA, 1465 nt
Organism: Cylas formicarius (sweet potato weevil)
Lineage: Eukaryota; Metazoa; Arthropoda; Insecta; Coleoptera; Brentidae
Product: solute carrier family 25 member 46-B-like
Exons: 6
Coding region: 69-1355 (428 amino acids)
Biological process (GO): mitochondrial fission; mitochondrial membrane fission
Cellular component (GO): mitochondrial outer membrane
Source: RefSeq, a predicted model, not a curated record
AUUCAAGGCAAUCAAAAAUGUAAAUUUCACCGUUAUACGAUUGCUUGCAAAUUCCGGUUAAAACGGUUAUGGACACGAUGCUGGAAGCGGUAAAAAUUCCCGAAUUUAAACGAUUAAAAGAAAACGAUCCAGCCGAAAGCCGAUCGGAAGAGCUAAUCGCGGAGCACAUGGAACGAAAUUUCGAAAAACUGGACCCACACAAAGACUGCGUGCGACUUUUUCAGCUCUGGAAACCUUAUUAUGAAACUCACAAAUCCCCCAUCAAGAAAGGCAAUCCGGUUGAUGUAAAGCGAAGUCGCUUUCACAGCGUAUACUCGGUUUCAGGUGUAAGCGAUGCCCGCCUGAGAAAAUCUGCCAUAAAUUAUGUAAAUUUCGUUGUUAGACAUGUAGUCACCCAUCCGUUCCGCGUGUUCCAGCGACAAUGUCAGUUGCACAAUCAUUCGGUGCGGUACAACGUAUUUCCGUGUGUCACCAGACUAAUCCGGAUUGUUUUCCGUUUGUAUCAAACGCAGGGAGUGAGCAGCUUCUGGAAAGGAUGCAGCGCUGUGCUUUUGGCCAGAGCUUUGCAGCUUUACGUCGAAGACUUGCUUUUUACAAGAACCAAUUGGCCAAAAGAAAUCAGCUUGCACAGUUCACUGAAAGAAUUCUACAGUCACGUCAUCUUAAAGUGUGUCAGUUUGGGGCUGCUGGCGCCGUUCUAUCCGGCCAUUUUGAUCCAAACGGUCCAAACUCACACCGGCAACGAACGGUUAUCGAUAUCGUAUAUAUUAAUGGAACCGCUGGGAAGGUUAGUAAUGCGAAAAGUUCCGACAAAAGUGAGAUUGUUGCCAGUGUGGGUCUUAAUUGUACCUACAGUCGCGUUCGGCUUGGCUAAAAGUUGGUUUACGCCUAUGAUGCAAAAAGCCGUUACUGUACUUAUGCAGCUGAAGUGUUCACCGGCACAGAAUUUCUAUUACACGAAAGAAUUGCGAGAGGAAGCCGUUCUAGAAGUGAUGGAGGACAUAGAGCUGCUCGCUCCGUUGAUCACUGACUUCGUAGCUGACGUCGUAUUUUAUCCGUACGAAACUAUACUCCACCGGUUAUGUGUUCAGUGUACGGCAACCCUCAUCGAUAAUAUCGACGAUGGUCAGUUUGUGGUCAGCACUUUCACGGACUACGAAGGGUUUAUGGACGGUUGCGCGAAAUGUGUCGCCGAGGAGGGCGCCGGCGGCCUAUACAAGGGCAUCGGGCUACUCGUUUUACGAUACGUCGUUCAUUUUUUUAUAAUAUGGACUACUCACCAUCGCCUAAGGGCGAGCAAACCUCGUGCGAAACUUAUCGAUUGCUUAGGCAAUUGGAAAUGUUUUCUGUCAUGAACGUCUGAUUUUUAUGCGACGUGGUGUUUCACUUGUAUAGUUUAUUAUUAUUGCUUGAUUAUUAUAUACGCGUUAUAAAACGAUAAAUAAACUUGAAAAAAAAAAAGAGA